Messenger RNA from Trichoplax adhaerens, 1092 nucleotides. RefSeq lists its product as uncharacterized. The transcript has 12 exons. Gene Ontology annotation, cellular component: cytoplasm; nucleus. NCBI's taxonomy places the organism in Eukaryota, Metazoa, Placozoa, Uniplacotomia, Trichoplacea, Trichoplacidae. The record is from RefSeq and is a predicted model, not a curated record. Gene Ontology annotation, molecular function: ATP binding; JUN kinase activity. Bases 1 to 1092 code for a protein of 363 amino acids. Gene Ontology annotation, biological process: JNK cascade; protein phosphorylation.
AUGUUUCGUACAGAAAUCGUUAGCGACACUACUUUUACUGUAUUAAAGCGUUAUGAAGAUCUGAAGGUCAUUGGAGCCGGUUCACAAGGAAUCGUUUGUGCUGCUGAUGACACAAAAACCGGUAAUCGCGUAGCAAUCAAGAAAUUGAGCCGGCCAUUCCAAAAUGUUACGCAUGCCAAAAGAACAUUUCGAGAAUUGGUAUUAAUGUUGAUAAUGAAGCACAAAAAUACUAUUCGUUUGCUGAACUUAUUUACACCAAAUAGAUCGCUUGAAGAAUUUUCGGAAUUAUAUCUUGUAAUGGAGUUGAUGGAUGCCAACUUAUGCCAAGUUAUAAAUUUGGAAUUGGAUCAUGAUCGCAUGUCAUAUUUAAUUUAUCAAUUAUUAUGUGGUCUGAAGUAUUUACACUCCGCUGGCAUUCUACAUCGGGAUUUGAAACCCAGUAACAUUGUCGUCAAAUCCGAUUGUACUUUAAAGAUCCUCGAUUUUGGUUUGGCAAGAAUUACUGGUAAUGAAUUUAUGAUGACACCGUACGUGGUAACACGAUACUAUAGGGCCCCUGAAGUUGUUUUAGGUCUUGGUUAUCAAGAGAAUGUUGAUGUUUGGUCGGUCGGCUGUAUAAUGGGAGAAAUGAUCCGUGGAACGGUACUUUUUCCAGGAGAUGAUCAUCUUGACCAAUGGAAUAAAAUAAUUCAGCAACUUGGUACACCGCCUGAUGACUUCCUAGAUAAACUAGGCCAUUCGACGCGCAAUUACAUCCUAUCUCAACAUGGGAACCGUGCUGGUUUACCGUUUAAAGUUCUUUUCCCUGAUAGUUUAUUUCCAAAUGGGUCAGAAGAUGAUGAUGAUGAUAAUUACACCAAUCAGGCUCGGGAUUUACUGUCAAAGAUGUUAAUAAUGGAUGCAUCAAAAAGGACUUCCGUAGUAGAUGCUCUCCAACAUCCUUACGUUCGUCAGUGGUAUGAUGCAUCCGAAUGUGAAGUGCCACCUCCUACACGCUAUGAUCAUACGAUAGAUGAUGCGAAAUAUCCAGUUGAAAAAUGGAAAGGUAAAGAUUUGCAUCAAGAGAAACUAUUUUUAGAUUUCUGUCCUUAG